AUGGAAGAGGAUAAUACCAAGCUGAUAAAGAAAUACAAACAGGACCUGAAGAUGUAUGAGAAACAACUCAAACAGCAAAUUCAGGAAUGUAAAGCAGCUCUCCAGCUUGGUUCUCAUAUACAGGUUUAUGAUGCAUUUUGUGAGAUCCAUUCUCCUACACAAAGUCUCCCUGUAAAACCUGUCCUGGGUACUGCCAACUUCACUCAGAAUGAAAAUCCUCAAGAUCACUUGAACGAAGCCUUGGGAAAAGUUAUCACUUCAGGUCAAGGUCAAACUUUUGACCAGUAUUGGUCAGAUGAUCAAGGACGAUCCUCUACACAAGAAUGGUCAGGAGCAAAAGGGAAGAAAGCAGUGACAACGUACAAACUACUGCCACAGACCAAGGUGGUGGAGGAGUGGAAGUCUCCAUGUGCCAUUUAUUCUAUAUGUCCCACCACUGAUGGUCAGGUGUGGACCCAGUACAGAAACAAAUUAACUCUCCUUGACAGGAAGGGCAAAGUAAUACAGGAGGUCACACACAAUGUCUGUAUCAAUGAUAUCAGUCUGUCGCCCACCACACACACACUGUGGGUCUGUGAUCAUAACAACAACAUCACAGAGCUGGUAUCGGGACGACUGACACACAGAUUCAGUACCAAGGAGGAACCCUGGUGUAUAUGUGUUGCAGCCAGUAACCAUGUCAUUGUAGGGAUGACCAAACACAUCUCCAAAUUCUCUAAAUUUACCACAAAUGGUAAAAUGGUGUCUACUACUAUGGCUAAAGAGACUGAGAAACCAUUAGUGUGUACACCACGCAGCAUCUCGGAGUGUCCUGUCACUCACAAUGUGGCAGUCGCUGAUUUCAGUAGUGAAACAGAUGGUGGUGAUGGAAAACGAGGUGUUGUUGUCAUGAACUCUGAUUUCAAGGAACAAUUUGUAUAUAGAUCUAGAGGUGACAUCCCCAUCAGUAGAUAUCAACCAACACCACAACCAAGAGGUGAACCAUUUAACCCCUGUGGUGUGGUGUAUGACAGUGUGGGGAACCUGAUCAUAGGGGACUGUAACAACAACAGGGUCCUACUCAUCAGUGGAGGUGGCGAGUCCCUCAGGGUCAUACACACUGACCCAGACUAUACAUGGGCUGUAGGUAUAGACAGGGAGGAUGUUUUAUGGGUAGCGUUUGGGGAACCGGGUAAGAAAGUCAAACUACUACAGUAA
Mizuhopecten yessoensis (Yesso scallop) is the source of this 1197-nucleotide messenger RNA. RefSeq lists its product as uncharacterized. The transcript has a single exon. The record is from RefSeq and is a predicted model, not a curated record. Lineage: Eukaryota; Metazoa; Mollusca; Bivalvia; Pectinida; Pectinidae. The coding region runs from base 1 to 1197 and encodes 398 amino acids.